Wasmannia auropunctata (little fire ant) is the source of this 4184-nucleotide messenger RNA. RefSeq names its product serine/arginine repetitive matrix protein 2-like. NCBI's taxonomy places the organism in Eukaryota, Metazoa, Arthropoda, Insecta, Hymenoptera, Formicidae. Bases 1202 to 3991 code for a protein of 929 amino acids. The transcript is spliced from 7 exons. The record is from RefSeq and is a predicted model, not a curated record.
AACCUAUUUUCUUUCAUCUUUUCUCCUAUUCUCUCCAACACCUUUUACAGUAUUUCACUUUGAGUGCCGAAGGUGUAGUAUGUGGGAUAUUGUAGAACCAACAGCCGCAAAGGGGAGAACGGGCCUACGUUUAUGUAAAAAGAAAAGAAAAAGCUGUCGGUUUAGUUCGACGAAAUAAGAUACAAGAGGCAAGAUUGUUGAACGCGUUUUGUUUAAAAUAUCGUUAGAAGUGCAAUUCGGUACAGUUUAUAAGCGACAAUACUCGAUGGAAUGUUGUUACAAUUUUUAUCACAAUUGCGUUGAUAUAAAACGCGAUGCACACUCGCCAUUGUUAUUGAAGAAACGAAACAACGAACACGUAAAAAAGAUCGCAGAAAUCAUACGACGAGAUCGUAUGACUAGCACUGCGAGUGCUAUACUUUUGAUCUGGAUUUAGGUUAGUUUCGCUAAGUGAUUGGAGAACGUGGCGAGUUGAAGAAGGGGAGAGAACUCGUCGAGCAGGCACGUGUGUCUUCUCGUAUUCGGAUACUUUGCUCGUUUAGAAUAUUGCGGAUUUGCAUCGUCAUUUAUCGUUCCUUCCCCAAACGAAAAUUCGACAAUUUGUACAAUUUUCGGUGUUUACUUGAGGCUGCAUCAGGCGCUCUCUUUCUCACGCAACGGUUUAACAACAUUGAGAACAAAACUGCAGAAAUCUUCACGAUUUAACCUUCCCAAAAAAUCAACCACAAGUUACGGUGAAAGACCGUGUAUCUCGAUCAGGCUCAAUCGUCAUACUCGUGCUCCACAUGGUGUGCAUGUCGGAGCACAAAAAAUUUACACGCUGUUUUGUGUUAAGACACUUCUAUAAACUCCAAGUCGCAUUGCCAUUGUUGAAAAUCUCGAUAAACAUAUACUAAAGACAUAAAAAAAGUAUGCCCUUACGGGCGUAUCUGUCUGGCAGGGAUGAGAUGCAAAACUUGUUGAAUACAGCACAGUACAUACAGAUUGCAACAAUAACUGAAAUGGCAUAAUUCAAUACCGCAAAUCAAUACCAAAAGUCAAUUUGUUUGAUCAGUUUAUAUGUGUAUUUUCUGUGGAAAUUCAUAAGCAAAUUGUGAUACCAGUAUAAAUGCAAGAAGCACAAUUAGAUUUCAUUUAGAAGUUACAAAAAUAUAUUUUCUUGAUUACUUCAGACUGAGACAAUUGCAAAUUGGUGAGCAACAUGGACGACGCGACCGACAAAAACCGCGUUCGAAUAAAAGAAGAAAAGGAAAUUACAAGUACUACUGGCAAGAUAUACGUGAAGCAACCCCACCAGAUUCUGGUGAAUUCUUCCCUGAAAACUACCAACGAUGAUGAAGUGCAACGUGCGAUUAAAGGUCUUAGAGAAAUACCGGAUGAAGAAUUGAAAGAGUUCCUCGACGAUGAGGACUUUAUGGAAGGGCUGAACGUUGUGGAUGCAUGGGAAGGUGAUGAAGAUAAAAAUCGCGAGCUCGAGCAAGACAUGGCAGGGUCUACAAAGCAGGGAAAGAACCAACUCUCUAGGGAGCACCAUCAUCCCGAGCCUAAAGAAUCCCAUAAACGCAAGAAGACGAAGAGAGAAGAGAAGAAACGCGAGGAGAUUCGGCGGGACCCUUUGAAGAGCACCAAGGAUAUCGAAAGGGACAAGAUGCGAACGAAGAGAGACACCGAGAACAAGCUUCUUGCCGAAAAGGAGAAGGCGAUCAAGCACUUGUUGGACUCGGACAACGUAGUCCCACCGGGCACGGAAACUGAAGCCAUCCAAAGCAUCGCGGAGGAACAGAAUAGAGAACGAGCGCAACGUGAAGCACAGCGAAGCAGAGAGCACCGUAGAAGCAAGUCGUCAGAACGCUAUGGAAGAUUGAGCCCAUCCCGGCGCAGAACGAUCAGUCGAGAUCGAACUCGAUCGAGUCCCCAUCGACGAAAAAGUCCUUUCACAAGCCCAGAUCAUCGUAGAAGCCCUUUUAAAAAAAGUCCUUACGGAUACAGUCCAGGUAGACGGAAAAUUUCACCGCGAUCCUACGACCGGAGAAGUCCCAUAUUGAGUCCAGAUCGACGAAGAAGUCCUAGACGACUUAGUGGAGAACGACGAUCCAGCGUAGAAAGAAAAUGGAGUGUUGAGCGACGUAGGAAACGCGUUGAUUGGACGCAUGAACGCCGAAGAAGCCGAUCUCGCGAUCGGAGGAGUCGCAGUCCAAGAAGACGAUCAAGCCGUUCACCAGUGAGCAGACGAUACAGCCCUCGUCGAAGAAGUCGCACACGUACACGUAGCAGAUCAAUGGAGAAGCGUGUCAGGAAGCGUUCACCUUUUAUCAAUGAAUUAGCGAGACAACUGAGAAAUGAAGCGAUGUCGACUGGCGUGAACACGAGUGGAUACGUGCCGUCCGCGACGAUGGAAGGAAUCGCACCGUUACUUAACCCGCCCUCGUAUAAACAAGAGAUAGAAUCGAGACCGCCGCUGCCAACGCAGCCGCCACAGCCGCCGCCGCCGCCACCACCGUCUGUAGCAUCUCCGUACGCGCCACCGCCAUCGGCUAUGCUGUCAUCUAUGCCAAGCGGACCGCCGUUUAUGAAUUUCGAACCUAUGCCGCCCGCAACACCGCUAAUAAAUUUCGAACCCAUGCCUCCGCCAUCCAUGACUCCAGUCAGUUAUUCGGCCGGUCCGGUCAUGUACAAUCAGCCGAAUGCUGCCGCUAUCCAAACACCUUCGCCAUCAGUGAUGUGCUCACCGUUGCUACCUGUACCUUCACCGCAGCCUGUACCCCCUCCGGUCAUGGAUCAUGCGAAUGUAUCGUAUAAUCCAUCGUAUACCGUGUCCUUCGCCCAACAAUCGUCAGUCCGUCAAUUUGAACCUCUGAACAAACCUUCGAAUCACUCAACCGCAUCCACCACGUCGUCGCAGAAUUACACAGAACAUGGACCGGCGGCGUCGUCGUCGUCGUCAUACAACGAAGCUUAUUCUUCACACCAGGAACGAAUGAAGACACCUGAACCGCCGAUCAUCUCCAAGCCCAAACAUUUUGAAAAAACCAGCUUAUCCAGUCUAUUGGAAGCAUCUGUUUCAGCCAAAGAUUCAUCUAAUAUACCGGUACUAUAUCCAGGAUUCAAGCCUGAAAUAAUGCGACAUUGCGAACAAGCGCUGUUCCAACUUCCUAUGGAAGAUCCGCGUUUAAAGAUGAAGGGUAGAUUUUUCUACGAUCGUAGCGAGGAAGACAAUACAAGAGACGUUUCCGAAGAUCAUACGUCGAAUUCGAUACUUCUGCAGAAAAGCAAGACCAAGAUAUUUUGGAAAGAGAAUAACGCGGAACUGCCGAUACCAGUUCCGAAAGCGACAACUCAAAUGCAUCAAAAGAUUUGUCAGACAGAUGAGGUGGAAACGGAAAGCAAGGGCGUGCAAGUAUUUGUCACCACGGCCGACGUUGGAUCACAGGUCUAUCCGGACGAUCUCCAGCAGAUAGAAGAGAGACGGCCGAUAAUGGAUCGUCUAGAUUGGGGCGCGCGAGAUACAUACGAAUAUGGUUCCAAGUUUCGCGAAGUAGAGGAUCUGAGAUGGAGUCUGAGUAACUCUUCGCAGAGACGCACUUGGAACAGGCAGGCGUCUCCUUCUAAAAGAUCUGACGAACAGGAGCGUCAUUUAGAUUCCAUGGAGCAUGAAUCUAGAGGCUUAAGGCUGGAGUCUCCUGUUAGAAGCAGAGAUGAUUUUUCUGCUCAUUCUAAUGUGCGUGAUCACUAUAGUCAUGAUAGGUAUUCGCCGGAUUAUCAUAGACGUUCUAUGGAGCGCGAUGACUUUCAUGACAGAAGAAGCGAUCAUAGUCGUGGAGAAAGUCCGAUGGAAUUAGAAGAAUCCGAUGAAGAAUUGAUGACUGGCCAUACAUUCCAAAGAGGAUCUGAUUGGCAUGGAAGAGGAAAAGUAAAAGGUAAAAGUCAUCAUUUACGAGGAAAGCACGUAGCAGGAAGGCCGUAUCGAAGUCGCGGAAACUUCCGGGGAUAAAUAUUCAGGAUAAGUAUGAAUUUAUAGGUGAACAACAGUGAAAAAAUAAUAUAGAGCAUGAUGAACGAUUUGCUCAAACAUUUUUACGUGCUUAACCAAAGGAGUAAUGCAUACCAUCGUUGAAAAGAGCAUCAGUAUCUGCAAAAACGCCAUGUUGCCAUCUGUCUUUGUUUUGUACUACGAAAGUUGUUAC